Hypomesus transpacificus is the source of this 1932-nucleotide messenger RNA. RefSeq names its product protein disulfide isomerase family A, member 6 (gene pdia6). Gene Ontology annotation, molecular function: protein-disulfide reductase activity; protein disulfide isomerase activity. The record is from RefSeq and is a predicted model, not a curated record. Gene Ontology annotation, biological process: response to endoplasmic reticulum stress. The transcript has 13 exons. Lineage: Eukaryota; Metazoa; Chordata; Actinopteri; Osmeriformes; Osmeridae. The coding region runs from base 100 to 1434 and encodes 444 amino acids. Gene Ontology annotation, cellular component: endoplasmic reticulum lumen.
AUUUUGUUGUGCACUUUUUAGGUAGCGUUGCACUGUGUGCAGGUGUUGCUAACUGACUUGUUAAGGAGUUGAAGAGGUGGACGGAGAACAUCUUAAGCAAUGAGACUGUUUUUACUCGGUGUGUUGGGGUGUUCCCUGGUGUUGAUGGUCCAGGGCUUCUACUCCGCCAGUGACGAUGUGGUUGAACUCAACCCCUCCAACUUUAACCGUGAGGUCCUUCAGAGUGACAGUCUGUGGCUAAUCGAGUUCUAUGCUCCUUGGUGUGGCCACUGUCAGAGCCUGACUCCUGAGUGGAAGAAAACUGCCUCUGCCCUGAAGGGUAUUGUCAAAGUGGGAGCCGUUGACGCCGACCAACACAAGUCCUUGGGCGGCCAGUACGGUGUCAGAGGCUUCCCCACGAUCAAAAUCUUUGGAGCCAAUAAGAACAAGCCAGAUGAUUAUCAAGGUGGGCGCAGCAGCCAGAACAUCGUGGACGGGGCCCUAACAGCUCUUCGGUCUCUGGUGAAGGACAGGAUGAGUGGCAAGUCUGGAGGCUCAGACUACAGCAGAGGGAGCGGUGGUGGCAACAGUGGUGGAGGCAGUAAGAAAGAUGUAUUGGAGCUAACAGAUGAUAACUUUGAAAAGCUUGUGCUGGACAGUGGGGAGGUUUGGCUGGUGGAGUUCUUUGCACCCUGGUGUGGACACUGCAAGAACCUGGAGCCUGAGUGGGCGGCUGCUGCCUCUGCCGUCAAGGAGCAGACUAACGGCAAGAUUCACCUGGGAGCUGUGGAUGCCACUGUGCACCAGGGCCUGGCCAGCCGCUAUGGGAUCCGUGGGUUCCCCACAAUUAAGAUCUUCCGUAAGGGGGAGGAGCCUGAAGACUACCAAGGCGGGCGGACACGCUCUGAUAUCAUCGCCAGAGCUAUGGAAUUGUUCUCUGACAAUGCCCCUCCUCCUGAGUUGCUGGAGAUACUUGACGGGAAUAUCCUAAAGAAGGCCUGCGAUGACUACCAGCUCUGUGUUAUUGCCGUGCUGCCACACAUUCUGGACACAGGUGCAGGUGGCAGGAAUGGAUAUCUGGAGGUGAUGAUGAAGAUGGCUGAGAAGUACAAGAAGAAGAUGUGGGGCUGGCUGUGGACAGAGGCCGGUGCCCAAAUGGACCUGGAGUUAGUACUGGGCAUUGGAGGGUUCGGGUACCCCGCCAUGGCAGCCAUCAACGCCCGCAAGAUGAAGUUUGCAUUGCUGAAGGGCUCGUUUAGUGAAACAGGCAUUCACGAGUUCCUCAGGGAUCUCUCUGUUGGACGUGGCUCCACUGCUACAGUGGGAGGCGGGGCGUUGCCAAAGAUUCACACUGUUAAACCAUGGGACGGUAAAGACGGAGAGCUUCCUGUGGAGGAUGACUAUGACCUCAGCGACGUGGAUCUAGAUGAGGAUUUCGGGAAGGACGAGUUGUGAGCCCAUCAUAAAAAAAUUAAUCCAGUUUGAUCUAGUCUUGUCUAGCUCAGCGUUACCCAUCUUCUUCCUCUCCUGUGGACGAAGCGGAGGCUGGGUCGCUCUGUUACUGAAAAGCUCCAGAAGAGACACAGUCACCUGCAGCUUCUCCCGUCGUCCUGUCUGUCAGAGAGUAGGGGGCAUGGCCUACCCUAACCAGUUUAUUAAACAUGGCUAUUCAGUGGAACUGUCUUAUCUUUAAUUUAAUCACACAGAUUAUCUUCGAUCAGGAUCUAAUCCAAUUUCUCUCUCAUGCCCGGCCUGAUAUUACUUAAAAAAAAAAAAAAGAAGAAGAAAAAAGAAAAAAGAAGAAGAAAAUGAUAAUGUUGGUGGAUUGUAAUUGUCUGUGCAGGACGGGGGAUGCUGUGGGACGCCUUGUGUAGAUUUUUCUUACACAACUUUAUUUCAAUUGUGUUUAAGCAAAAUGAAAUUUUUGUUACAAAAAUAAAGAGAAUAAAAACA